Trichobilharzia regenti is the source of this 561-nucleotide messenger RNA. Lineage: Eukaryota; Metazoa; Platyhelminthes; Trematoda; Strigeidida; Schistosomatidae. The record is from the annotation of a GenBank genome assembly.
AUGAAAAUAGUGUUUACAACUUUUUAUCCAGAAAAUGGGCUUUGGAAUUCAAUUCCAGGUAUGCUUUCCCAUCUAAUUAUAUCUAUGUACAGACCACGUACUGCGGCUCCAAUUCCCAAUAGUGCUCCGGAAUUGAAACAUCCUCCUGGUUAUGUUGAUCGUUCAUUUCCGGCUACUGCAGUUCGUGACUCAGACCCCCAUCUUAUGCGUCAAAGAAGUUGGAACAUUGCAUUAGGGCCGUUCCGCCAAGUUCCAAUGAACCUUUUUAUCAUGUGGAUUUCAGGGAGUUCUAUUUCGAUAUUCCCUCUGAUGUCCGUUAUUAUGCUGUUUUUACGUCCUUUACAAGCCUUAUUUUCUGCUCAGAACACAUUUAACCUUAUAGAAGGGAGUCAGGCUACAAUACAAUGUUGUGUAUAUGUUCUUGGUAACCUUGUCAUACUGGCUCUUGCUAUGUAUAAGUGUCACACUAUGGGUUUACUUCCUACAUACGCUUCAGAUUGGCUUUCAUUUAUAGAGUCACCUCAGGCAGCCGAAUGGUCAGCUGGAGGUUACGUGGUGUAA